AUGCCAUGGUGGGAACCAGCACGCUGGACUACUAGUCCCUACUACGCUCUGGUGGUCCUAGUCAUCGCCUGUGGUGGUAUUCCGAAAGGUUAUGAUGAGGGUGGUUUUAGCGCAAGCGUCAAGCUCACCUCCUUUACCAUCGACUAUAAUCUCGUCAAAGAUCACUGGAAGAACGACGCGACCGGCUUAGCCAACCGUACGGCUAACAUCACCUCGUUCAAUGUCCUGGGUGCUGCCUUCGGCGCGCUUGCUGGUCUAGAUCUGAAUGAUCGCCUCGGGCGUCUUUGGUCGUGGCGACUGGCCGUGAUCGUGUGGGCGAUCGGAACACUGAUCCAGAUCUUCUCCUCUGGCAUAUAUGGCCUGCUCCUUUUCGCCCGAAUCUUCGCGGGUCUGGGUGCCGGCCUAUUAACCGUCACCUCACCCCUGUACCUGUCGGAAGUGGCGCCAAGGAAGACGCGAGGUCUCGCCGUCAGUCUUUACAUGGUGGUCCUGCUAUUGAUCCUCGCCGUCGGUUUCUUCAUCAAUUAUGGCGCCAAUCUCCACAUGCCCGCCACGCGCACCCAAUAUCGCCUAGUCCAAGCCAUCCCUCUCAUCCCUACCGGUAUCGCCUUCUUCCUCUCCUGGCUGUGCCCGGAGAGCCCUCGCUACCUUGCCUCGAAGCAACGCCAUGAGGAGGCAAAGGAGGUCUUGGCGCGCCUUCGCGGCAAGUCAGUCGACGACAAAAGCGUGGUGGAUGAAUUCGAGGAGAUUGACAGCCAGGCCCGGGAGCGAGCAGACCUCAAAUCCAUCUCUCACUGGAACGCUUUCAAAGAGUCACAGACCAAUCCUAACUAUCGUCAACGAUUCUGGCUCCUCAUGACCAUGCACACGAUCGCUCAGUGGACUGGUGGAAACGGUAUUACUUACUACGUCACGACCAUCUUUACGUACGCCGGUGUCGAUGGUGCCGACCAGUCGCUCAUUUCCUCGGGUGCGUAUGGUAUCGUCAAGCUUGUUUUAACCAUCGCCUUCACCUGGGGCUUGAUCGAUUAUUUCGGUCGUCGUCGCUGCACAAUGACUGGACUAGCCCUGCAGUUGGCAGCGCAUAUCUAUAUGGGCGCCUAUAUGGGACUGCAGCCAGGUUCUGCCGACAACAAAUCUGCCUCGGAUGCAGCUAUUGCCUCUGUUUUCAUUUAUGCCGCCGGCUGGUCGAUCGGUCUUUGUACAGUUCCUUAUCUCUACGGCACGGAGAUCUUCCCCACCCACAUCCGCAACACGUGCUACGCCAUCAGUAUGGGUCUGCAUUGGUUCUUCCAGUUCGCCGUCGUCCGUGUCACUCCCAACAUGUUCGCCAACUUGCACGUCUGGGGCGCUUACCUCUUCUGGGCCAUCAUCUGCACCCUCGGACUCAUCAUCUUGGACCAAGGAGUUCCCAUCGAGAAGAUGGAUGAAUUGUUCGAAGGCCCUUGGUAUCUGCGCUGGAAGGCCAAAGUUGGCGAAUCCGAUGUGUCCUCCGAGUCAGCAGAUACCAUCGCCUCCCAGGAACAUGACCAAAAGGUGUUCCGUGAGCGCGACGCUAAGGCUGUCCACGAGACAAGCGGCUAA
Penicillium cosmopolitanum is the source of this 1584-nucleotide messenger RNA. RefSeq lists its product as uncharacterized. Lineage: Eukaryota; Fungi; Ascomycota; Eurotiomycetes; Eurotiales; Aspergillaceae. The transcript has 4 exons. Gene Ontology annotation, biological process: carbohydrate transport; transmembrane transport. Bases 1 to 1584 code for a protein of 527 amino acids. Gene Ontology annotation, molecular function: carbohydrate:proton symporter activity. The record is from RefSeq and is a predicted model, not a curated record. Gene Ontology annotation, cellular component: membrane.